Messenger RNA from Metarhizium acridum CQMa 102, 1455 nucleotides. RefSeq lists its product as uncharacterized. NCBI's taxonomy places the organism in Eukaryota, Fungi, Ascomycota, Sordariomycetes, Hypocreales, Clavicipitaceae. Gene Ontology annotation, molecular function: monooxygenase activity; oxidoreductase activity, acting on paired donors, with incorporation or reduction of molecular oxygen. The record is from RefSeq and is a predicted model, not a curated record.
AUGGCAGACUUGAAUGGGGGAUCGACUAGCUCACCAAAGAGGAAACUCAUUAUAAAUGCGUUUGUGGAGUCUUGCAGUGGCCAUCAAUCUCCCGGGCUGUGGCAACACCCAGAGGAUAAAUCGUCAAACUUCAACAAUGUGUCCCAUUGGGUUGAACUCGCGAAGCUCCUCGAAAAGGGCAAGUUCCAUGGUAUAUUCAUAGCCGACGUAUUGGGAUCCUACGACGUAUACAAAGGUCCAAAGAAUCCCGACCCUGCGGUCGUGUCCGGAGCUCAAUGGCCUGUUAAUGAGCCAAUCGCGGUUGUUCCUGCCAUGGCAGCGGCAACAAAAAACAUUGGCUUUGGGGUAACCGUAGCUACUACCUAUGAACAACCCUAUCACCUGGCCAGGCGCUUAAGCACAGUUGAUCAUCUCACUGGUGGACGCCUGGGAUGGAACAUUGUGACCGGCUACCUCGAUUCUGCGGCUCGAAACCUAGGAUUCACGGAACAGCCGCCGCAUGAUGAGCGAUACGCCAUAGCAGAAGAAUAUGUCGAUGUAACCUAUAAACUCUGGCAAGCCUCAUGGCGGGACGAUGCAGUGAAGCUCGACCCCAAAACCAGAGUAUACACUGAUCCAUCACUGGUCCGAACAAUCAACCAUGCGGGCAAAUACUUCACCGUACCGGGACCGCAUAUCUGCCAGCCAUCGCCUCAGCGGACGCCCUUGAUCCUGCAGGCAGGAACGUCAAGUGCUGGCAAGGCCUUUGCUGCCAAGAAUGCAGAAGCAAUAUUCGUUGCCGGCCACAGCCCUUCGACAAUCGCCAAGAACAUUGCGGAUAUUCGACAGCAGGCUCAGACGCAGUUCAACCGUGACCCCAGCUCCAUUAAAUUCUUGACACUGUUCUGUCCGGUGCUCGGAAAGACGCAAGAAGAGGCUGAAGCCAAGUACCGUGAGUAUCUGAGCUACGGCUCAGAGGACGGUGCGUUGGCGCUCUUUGGCGGCUGGACUGGAAUUGACCUCGCCAAAUAUGGAGAUGACGAGGAGCUGCGACAUGUCGAGUCGAAUGCUAUUCGCUCGGCGGUCGACGCAUGGUCCAAAUCAACGCCAGAAGUUCCCAAAUGGACCAAGCACACCGUUGCAAAUCACAUCAAAAUAGGCGGACUCGGUGCCACGGUAGUUGGCACACCCGACAAGGUUGCAGACGAGAUGGAGAGAUGGGUGGCUGAAGCCGACGUAGACGGAUUUAACUUGGCUUAUGCCAUUCUUCCGGGGUCAUUUGAAGAUGUAAUUGAGCUUCUCCUGCCGGUUCUGCGUCAACGGGGCUUAUUUUGGGAUGACUACGCAGUGGAGGGAGGCACUUACCGAGAGAAUCUGUACGGGAAGCCUGGACAAAAGAUUCCCAGGGAGGAUCAUCCGGCUAGCAAGUACCACUGGAAAUCCGGGCAUCAGCCGGCUCUUAUAUCGCAAAACUAG